This is a messenger RNA of Tupaia belangeri chinensis (Chinese tree shrew), 2042 nucleotides long. It is a transcript of the gene PAQR9, whose product is annotated as progestin and adipoQ receptor family member 9. NCBI's taxonomy places the organism in Eukaryota, Metazoa, Chordata, Mammalia, Scandentia, Tupaiidae. Gene Ontology annotation, cellular component: membrane. The record is from RefSeq and is a predicted model, not a curated record. Gene Ontology annotation, molecular function: signaling receptor activity.
CCGCUGCCGCCUCGGGGGCUGCUCGGCACCCCCACCCGGCCGCCUCCGGGGACCCUCCCACGUCUGCCAAGCCUCUGCUUCGCUGGGACGAGGUGCCCGAUGACUUCGUGGAGUGCUUCAUCCUGUCCGGCUACCGGCGUCUGCCGUGCACCGCGCAGGAGUGCCUAGCCUCGGUGCUGAAGCCUACCAACGAGACGCUCAACUUCUGGACGCACUUCAUCCCGCUGCUGCUGUUCCUGAGCAAGUUCUGCCGCCUCUUCUUCCUGAGCGGUCGCGACGUGCCCUUCCACCACCCGUGGCUGCUGCCGCUGUGGUGCUAUGCGUCCGGAGUGCUCCUGACCUUCGCCAUGAGCUGCACCGCGCACGUGUUCAGCUGCCUGUCGCUGCGCCUGCGCGCCGCCUUCUUCUACCUGGACUACGCGUCCAUCAGUUACUAUGGUUUCGGCAGCACCGUGGCCUACUACUACUACCUGCUGCCCGGCCUGAGCUUGCUGGACGCCAGAGUCAUGACCCCAUACGUCCAGCAGCGCCUGGGCUGGCACGUGGACUGCACGCGCCUCAUCGCAGCGUACCGUGCGCUGGUGCUGCCGGUGGCCUUCGUGCUGGCCGUGGCCUGCACGGUGGCCUGCUGCAAGAGUCGCACUGACUGGUGCGCCUACCCGUUCGCGCUGCGCACCUUUGUCUUUGUCAUGCCGCUCAGCAUGGCCUGCCCCAUAAUGCUGGAGAGCUGGCUCUUCGACCUGCGCGGCGAGAACCCCACGCUCUUCGUGCACUUCUACCGCCGCUACUUCUGGCUGGUGGUGGCGGCCUUCUUCAACGUCAGCAAGAUUCCCGAGCGCAUCCAGCCGGGCCUCUUCGACAUCAUCGGCCACAGCCACCAGCUCUUCCACAUCUUCACCUUUCUCAGCAUCUACGAUCAGGUGUACUACGUGGAGGAGGGCCUGCGCCAGUUCCUGCAGGCCCCGCCUGCUGCGCCCACCUUCUCCGGCACCGUGGGCUACAUGCUGCUGCUGGUGGUGUGCUUGGGGCUGGUCAUCCGGAAGUUCCUCAACAGCUCUGAGUUCUGCAGUAAAAAGUGAGCCUCCGCCUUGGAGGAGGCUGCUGGUUCGCCCACCUGUUUGUUUGGAGUUUCCGUUGUCGCUAUUGUUGGUUUGUUUUCAAGUUUUGUUGUAUUUCCUUCUUUGCUCGAAGAGGGUGCUGCAAACCACCAGGGAGAAAACCACUGCUCCAAGGGGAUCCCAGCCCACUUGGGCUUUGGAACAGAGAGAGGGGGGUGAGGCAGGAGGGAGACAGAAGGCCACUGAUUCUUGCCCCUGGAAGAAAUUCAAAUUGAUGUCUGUGACAUCCAGGGAUUUUUUUCAGAGACAGCAAGUGAAAUCCCAAAUAAAGCCCCAGACAGUCCGUUUUUCCGAUCUUGUCUUCUGUGCCAGAGGUAAUAACGUUAGUUCUUGCAAGGUGAGGUAUGCAGUAAAAAGGGGACCUAGACGAAUCCUUGGGUGCCUCCAUUUCAGUCGGAGGAAUGCUUGGAUCUGUCCUAAGAAAGGAGCUUUGUAGGACAUGGGCACAGAGACACAAACCCAGGGUUUAAUUUGCUAGAACAUGCAUGGAAUGUGAACACGAGUUAAUUAUUUAAAAAUGUUCCUCAUAUGUUAUUUAAAUAGUAAUAUAUAUAUAUGAUGAUUUUUCAUAAUUUAUCCAAGUCUGCGAUAUGCACUGAAUUUUCUGUCACGUAGUUUUGAAAUUUGCAGCCUUCUGCAUUGCUUACACUUGAACUGGACAUCAGGGCAAGCUGCUUGAGAGUUCUCAACUACUUUUUUAAACAGUGUUUCCUGAAGGCCUGUGUGUGUCAUGGUACAACUGUGAAUUAUUCUACCUUAGGGACUCUGGUUUAACUAUUGGUGAGGAGCUUGGAGUGGUUUGUAUAGACUUGCAAUUCUUAUUUACUUUCAUGUAUUCCACAAAACCCAUCCUGUUUUUAAUCUUACUCUUUCCUUCUCUACUGAUUUAAAUUACCGCUGGAAUAAAUGUGCCUUUUGAAGCAA